Penicillium maclennaniae is the source of this 369-nucleotide messenger RNA. Its product is annotated as 2-oxoglutarate and iron-dependent oxygenase domain-containing protein. The record is from RefSeq and is a predicted model, not a curated record. The transcript has a single exon. Lineage: Eukaryota; Fungi; Ascomycota; Eurotiomycetes; Eurotiales; Aspergillaceae. The coding region runs from base 1 to 369 and encodes 122 amino acids.
AUGGCCGAGGAUUUUGCCUCCAUCCCUGCGAUCGACUUCUCUCUGUCAAGAUCUCCAGAGACCAAGCCUCAGUUUCUGUCAGAUCUCCGGCAUGCCGUGGUGAAAGUGGGCUUUUUCUAUCUCAAGAACCAUGGUAUCAACGAAGAAAUCCAGCGCCAACUGGUUUCCGAGUCAAUCAGAUUCUUUGACUUGCCAGCGGAAGAGAAACAGGAGAUCGCCAUUGCGAACAACAAACAUUUCUUGGGCUACGUUGGAUUCACUGCCAAAUCAGGCGACACCUUUGAUCACCGAGAGACAUUCACAGUAGGUUUCCGCACCUUCUUCACAUCGCAUAACAGAGCCAUGUCUAAUGUACUUCAAUCAAUCUAG